AUGUCGCAGUCGACGGCCGCGGGAGCACAGACGGGCCAUUCACGAGGCGUCGCGGCCGAGCAGGCGCGCCCCACGCCUCCUGGCAGAGCCGCGCGCGAGGAGGAGCUGUCCCGUGCCGUCCGCACCCCCGAGCGUUUCCCAGAGUCGCCUUCCCCCGGGAUGUCUGCCGGAGCGGGCCUGCUGCACCUGCGCUGGGUCCUCGCUCUCGCUGUGGCAGCUACUGGAGCUGUCGUAUCAGCAUUGGAGGUGAUAGAAGGUGGGUCCGUGAGCCUGUCCUGCCGGUACUCGGUGAAGCGGAAUGGGCUGAACCGCGUGUGCUGGGGCCGCAGCUGCGGCACGCUCUGGUGCGGAGACAUCCUCGCACAGACCGACGGAGAGGGCGUCGUCUCCAAGGUGUCGGAGAGGUACCGCGUCGUGGGCGACGUGCUCUCCGGACAGGUGGACCUCGUCAUCCCCAGGGUCAAGCAGAAGGACAGGGGCUUGUACUGCUGCAGAGUGGACAUCGACGGGUACUUCAACGACAAGAAGGUGUCCUACACCCUGAGGGUCGUAAAACCUCCUGUGGUGACCCCAGCCCCAGUGGUUCCCAGGUGCGUUACCACCAGCCCUGAGCCACCUGCCCUCACAGAAAGGGUGUGGGAGGAGGAGCAAUCGAAUGUGGACAUUUCCAAAGGCGACUCUAAUCUGUCCAAGUCUGGAAUUGUAGAGGAGAAGCCCAUUCCCAGCCUGUCCCUCCAGGUGAACGUGCCCGUGCUGUCCCUCUCCCUCAGCCUGCUGCUGCUCCUGCUGCUGGGCUCUCUGGCCGUGCUGGGGUUCAAACGGAAGAUUCACAGAAGGAUCCUGAAGAGGGGAAGCCUGUCGACGGUGGAGCCCCGUCACAUCAUCUAUGAAAUCCAGACCCGGAGGCCCGUGGAGGAGAACAUCUACACCCUGGACUAGGGCCGCGUGCCCCACAGCGGACAUCAGGGCCCAGCAUCACAAAGCAGGAUCACCAAGUCAGCUGGAUAAGCGCACUUUAAAAGUCAUGGACUUUUAAACCUGGAUUAAAGUGAAAAGAGCCUUUACUCCGGUUAUCCAGCCAACUCAGUAAUCCUGCUUUGUGAAAUACCCCACAAGCCUGCAGAAAAAAAGGAAAAAAAGAUGGGAUUUUAAGAUGGUUUAAGCUGUGUUUUGACAUUUGUAGCUGGUCAUAGCUGGUAAAGCUGGUAAAAGCUGGUGGCCAAACUGGUGGGUUAGAAGACUCAAGGGUGCUCAGCUGGUGAGCAGCACGUCAAACGGCUGAAACCAGGUAGAAGUGUCGGUAACACAGCUUAAACCAUUUUGACCUGCUUAGACUGGUUUAAACUGGAAUUUUCAGCAGGGAGCUGGAGAUGACCGGGCCCUCCAUGAGACUGUGACACUGGCACAUAUACGUUGUGGCUACCCAUGACUUCUGUGAGCCAACCACAAAGGUUAAAAAAAAAGCAUGACACGGAGGGCAAAUAACUGGUCCAAAUAUCACUUAAGUAACAGAGAUGUGAAUUUAUUUGUAACUACGUAUAUGCAAAACUGUAAAUUGAAUGUGUGUUUAUAUCCUCAUAUAUCUUUAUAUUUAGUUUAUUAUAUUACAUUACAUUAUUGGCAUUUGGCAGAUGCUCUUAUCCAGAGCGACGUACAACAAAGUGCAUACCCAUAACCAGGGAUAAGUUCUCUGAAAGACCCUAGAGGGAAGUACAAUUUCAACUGCUACCUGUACAACAAAGUACAUAUAUACACAUAUGUACAUAUAUAUAUAUAUAAUAUAACAGCAAAAUAUCCUUGUGGUUUCUAUUAAAUGUCUAGGUUGUGGCUUUCAAGUUAGUUUUGCAGCCUUUUUGAAAAAUAAAAUUGGAGCAAAACAGUUUAAAUGUUAAUGUCUGUAUACUAAAUUGAUGUCAUAAACAAUAUGUUUUCAUUUAAUCACCCCAUUUGUCCCCCAUUUCCCUUAUUUAAAAAUAAUUUGACGUUUGGUGUUAUUUCAAAAUAAAAUUGCCAGUUUUUCUGGUGCUUCUUUGUAUUUAUGCAUUUUGGCAUAUUUUUCAGACACAUAUUCUUCUAUGUGUUGCUGCCAAUUGCCUAGUGUGAAUAUUUAACAAUGUCUUCUGUUUAUUCUGUGAGGCAAGCUCCAGGUCUGAGUCAGAUUGACCAUGUGUGUUUCCUUUUUUCUGCAUGUGUGUGUGUGUGUGUGUGUGUGUGUGAGAGAGAGAGAGAGAGAGAGAGAGAGAGAGAGAGAGAUAGUGAAAAAGAAGAGGGAGAGAAGAAUCCCAGGUAUUCUGAUUCUGAUAAACCAGUCAUCUGCAUACUAGUCUGUAUGGCAUGGUUCAUGUCGUGAUGUCAGAUCUGCGUUUGAUUCAUCUUGUUUUUUUCAUGGUGUGCACGAUUGUUUCAUUGAUUUAUCUGAUAUUGCUUCAUGAUUUGUUUGUUUUUUACCCUACCAGCCCCACCCAACAUUUAAUUCUUAAUUCAAAAAAAGAUCAACAUCCAUAGAUAUCAGGAUGAUCCCAAAAGUACUUUUUGUUAUAACUGUGAUUACAUAUCUUUUAGUUGAUUCAGUUGACAUAUUAGCAAGGAUUAAUAUUAGAAAUGUAUUUGUUUUUACUGGUAUCUAAUACAGCUGUUGCUUUUUGAUUACAUCCUGUACACUCCACGGGAUUUUAAUUAACCAAGAUAUUGGGACACAUUAAAUCGUGUUUAUUAUACCAAAGACAUUUGAGACUGGUUUUUUACUUUAUAACAAAUAUGUUACUCAAUUCUACUGUAGAAGACUUAGCUUUAUUAAAAUUUGCAGCUUUA
Molecule: messenger RNA, 2811 nt
Organism: Conger conger (European conger)
Lineage: Eukaryota; Metazoa; Chordata; Actinopteri; Anguilliformes; Congridae
Gene: timd4
Product: T cell immunoglobulin and mucin domain containing 4
Exons: 7
Coding region: 1-939 (312 amino acids)
Source: RefSeq, a predicted model, not a curated record